Messenger RNA from Monodelphis domestica (gray short-tailed opossum), 7489 nucleotides. RefSeq names its product mitogen-activated protein kinase 8 interacting protein 1 (gene MAPK8IP1). Gene Ontology annotation, molecular function: MAP kinase scaffold activity; JUN kinase binding. Gene Ontology annotation, biological process: JNK cascade; regulation of JNK cascade. The record is from RefSeq and is a predicted model, not a curated record. Lineage: Eukaryota; Metazoa; Chordata; Mammalia; Didelphimorphia; Didelphidae. Gene Ontology annotation, cellular component: cytoplasm.
AAAGGCGGCCGGCCGAGGCGCACACAGCCGCUGCCUCUGCUCGCCCGGCCCAUCUAUUUUUAAUGAACUCCUGGUAGCUGCUGCAGCGAGAGGCUGGUCCGGGCAGCGGGGGGAGGGGGGGAGAGGCCCAGGCCCUGCUCCGACCUCCAGCUCUCUGCUCCUCGACCCCCCUCCCUCCCGGGCAUGAGGACACUGCUGUGUGGCCCCGAAGCCCCCGGGAAGGGGAGGCCUCCCCAUGCCUCUGGUCAUGGAGAUGGAGUCAAGCCCAGACAAUAACAGCUGGCUGGAAGAUCAGUGGGAACGCUGGCUCACCCAUGAUAUCAGCCUAGAGGAAUUCGAGGAUGAGGACCUCUCCGAGAUCACAGAUGAGUGUGGCAUCAGCCUGCAUUGCAAGGACACCUUAUCCUUACGGCCCCAGCGCAGCGGACUCGGGCCGGGAGGCGGCGGCGGCUGCGGCGGCGGCGGCGGCGGGGGUGCGGGCAGCCGGCUGCAGGCCGAGAUGCUGCAGAUGGACCUGAUCGACGCGGCGGGGGACACGCCCGGAGCCGAGGAAGAGGAGGAUGACGACGAGGACGAGGACGAGGACGAGGACCAAGAGCGGCGGGGGCGGCCCCGGGGCCCCGGGCAACAGCCGCAGCAGCAACAGCCGCCACCACUGCAGCCGCAGCCCCCGCAGCAGCAGCAGCAGCAGCCCCAACAGCGCGGUUCCGGGGGCGGCGGGGGCCCUGCGCCGGAGCCGGGCCAGGACACAGCGCAACGAGGCCUUGGCGGGGACACUUACCGGCCCAAGCGGCCCACCACCCUCAACCUCUUCCCGCAGGUGCCACGGACACAGGACACCCUGAAUAACAACUCCCUGGGCAAAAAGCACAGCUGGCAGGAGCGAGUAUCCAGGUCCUCUUCCCCGCUGAAGACAGGCGAUCAGACCCCUCCGCAUGAGCACGUGUGCCUGAGUGACGAGCUCCCCCAGCAGAACAGUCCUGCCCCCACCAAGGACCGGGGCACCUCCACCGACAGCCCCUGCCGCCGAAGCGCUGCCACACAGAUGGCGCCCCCGGGAGGCGGCCCCCCAGCCUCUCGGGGCUCGGACAAGGCCCCGGCUCCGGCUGGAGGCCGGGCCCACCCGCACCGGGACCGGAUUCACUACCAGACAGACGUGCGGCUAGAAGCCACCGAGGAGAUCUACUUGACCCCGGUGCAACGGCCCCCCGACCCCCCAGAGGCUCCAGCGGCCUUCCUCCCCCCGACCGAGAGCCGCAUGUCGGUCAGCUCGGACCCUGACCCCAACAGCUACCCGGCGGCCCCCGGCCGGCCCCACCCCUCCAUCAGCGAGGAGGAGGAGGAGGAGGAAGAAGAGGAAGAGGAGAGGGGGGGCUGUGACUGCCUGUCAUCCCCCGAGAGGGGGGAGCCCCCCGGGGGCGGAGGCGGGGGCGGGGGCUGGACGGCCAGCCACGGGGAGCUGCCCCGGGCCUCGCUGAGCUCGGACACCAGCGCGCUGUCCUACGACUCUGUCAAGUACACGCUGGUGGUGGACGAGCACGCGCAGUUGGAGCUGGUGAGCCUCCGCCAGUGCUACUCGGGCUAUAGCGACGACAGCGACUCGGCUACAGUCUACGACAACUGUGUCUCAUCCCCCUACGAGUCGGCCAUCGGCGAAGAGUACGAGGAGGCCGCCCGACCGCGGCCCGCCGCUGUCUGCCUCUCCGACGACUCUACGCCCGAUGGCCCGGAUGUGCACUUCUCCAAGAAGUUCCUCAACGUCUUCAUGAGCGGCCGCUCCCGCUCCUCCAGCGCAGAGUCCUUCGGGCUGUUCUCUUGUACCAUCAACGGGGAGGAGCAGGAGCAGACACAUCGGGCCGUGUUCAGGUUUGUGCCUCGGCAUGAGGACGAGCUGGAACUGGAGGUGGACGACCCGCUGCUGGUGGAGCUGCAGGCGGACGACUACUGGUACGAGGCCUAUAACAUGCGCACGGGUGCUCGAGGAGCCUUCCCUGCCUACUACGCCAUCGAGGUCACCAAGGAGCCAGAGACCGUGGCAGCCCUGGCCAAAAACAGCGACUGGGUGGACGAGUUCCGGGUGAAGUUCCUGGGUUCUGUCCAGGUCCCGUACCACAAGGGCAAUGAUGUUCUCUGCGCCGCUAUGCAAAAGAUUGCCACCACCCGCCGGCUCACGGUGCACUUUAACCCGCCCUCCAGCUGUGUCCUUGAGAUCAACGUUCGCGGAGUAAAGAUCGUGGUCAAGGCCGAAGACUCCCAGGAGCACAAGGGGAACAAAUGCAGCCACUUCUUCCAGCUGAAGAACAUCUCUUUCUGUGGGUACCACCCGAAGAACAACAAGUACUUCGGGUUCAUCACCAAACACCCCGCCGACCACCGGUUUGCCUGCCACGUCUUUGUGUCGGAGGAAUCCACCAAGGCUCUGGCUGAGUCUGUCGGGAGAGCGUUCCAGCAGUUCUACAAGCAGUUUGUGGAAUACACGUGCCCCACCGAGGACAUCUACCUGGAGUAGCGGAGCCGCCCCCACCCUGCCCGCACGCAGCACCGGGGCAGCGGUCCGCGGCGACUCGCCUCUGCAGGAAGCCCUCCGGGACAGGCUCGGGGAGGGGGGAGGCCCGGCGGAGGGUGGGGGGCGUUGGGGGAGGGGGGCGGAGGGGCUGGGGGAGAGGCGAUCGCAGUUUAUUGUAAAAUACAGGAUUAGCUGAUGCUACGGUCGAUUGGGAGAUGCUGCUUCAGAAGGCGGGAGGGACAGGGAAGAGGGACGAGGGACAGGCUUGGGGCCCUCCCCGGCCCUCGGCUAAUGUCGGCUGCUGCCUGUGCCCGCCGCCCCGGCCCCCUGCCCUUUGCUCGGGGCCGGCUGAUGCGGCAGGUAGAGCGGAGGCCCAGCGGGGCUCUCUGCAGACACCCGGAGCCCGCGGGGCACACAAGGCAUCCCCGGCUCUGGGCUGGCAGGGGAGCCAGGGGCCUCUUGUGUGGGCAGGACGACCCCCCCCCUCCCCAUCCCGCUGCCACUGUAUCCCGCCCGCCCGGUCCAAACUGGCAACCACGAUUAAAGUGCCAUUUCCUGUAGGGCCUGCUCUGUGUCUUGGCCGCGAGUGAGCGUGAGCGCGGACACCCCCUCCAGGAAGCUCGAGGCCCAGACCAGCUAGAGAGAAUAAUCACUUUAUCAGGCCUUCCCGUCACUGAGGAGCAUCGUAGUAAUAGUCAGACAAAUCUGGCCCGUCCCGCUUGCGCUUCUGGACUUUGGGGAGCAGGGGGAGGACCACGCGAGGGCCUGGGUGCUUGGGAAGGAUCCCGUAAUCUGGAGGGAGAGAAGGAGGUAAGGCCGGGCCUGGGGGCGCUUACAGGCCUUAGCGCCACAAGUCACCGUGGAGGCCCCCUUGGCCCAGGGUCCUCCCGGGAGAUUCACACCCAGGACCUCUGACCCUGCUGCCUCAGAGAGAGGAGGAGGCAGGAAGGGGAAGGGAGCCUCCCUCCAGUGGUCCUUCUGCCUCUCCCUGGAGAAACCAGCCCCACAUGACCCCAGAAGAGGCAGGAAGUCCUACCAUCCAUCAGGCCGUUGGGGAGCUCCAUGGGCUCUAACUCUCCAGGAAGUGAGAGGGGCUGAUACCUGUGAGGCAAAGGAGGAACGAUGGGGAGCCGCCAGGGGCCCCCUCCCCUCCCACCUGGGACCUGGAUCUGCUCUAAGUCUAGACUAAGCAGGCAGCCCAGGCUGGGCAGCCAGGGCCCAGGAGCCUGAGGGGUCUGAGAACAGGGCCCGGGGUUACCUCUGAGGCUGCGCAUGUCCCGCGACCAGGACUAGGGCAAGGAGGAGGAGGCCCAGCCCCAUCCUAGGGCCCAGGGACCCCGGCAUGGUGCGGCAGGCUCCUUCCCGACUGGGAUCCGUUAGCCCUUCUCCUAGGAGACACGGAAUGCGCAGGGAGGGGCAGCAGCUCAUAAAGGGGGGAGAGGGGGCCCCGCCCCCGCCUCAUUCCGGCAGUUUGAGUUUCAGCGCCGCCCAACAGUUGGCCAGGCACCUUCUGGGGCCCUGUGAGUCUAGUGAGGCCGCCCGAAUUGAGAGGGCUCCCAGGAGAGGUAGGACCUCCCCAGCAGUGCCGGCCCAGGCCCCGGGCUCCUGUGGGCCGGGCACUGUCGAGAGGCUUUUGCCCAGCACAGAGCCGGGGGCUUGGCCCUACAGAGAUCCCAACGGGCACCCUGGAAGAUGCCCCCAUCCCGAGCGGUCCCUCCCCCUCCCCCGGGCCUGGGACCCCGGAGGCCACCGGCUCCCUUCUCUCCAGGCCAACGCCUGGUCCUUGUGGCCCGGCCUCCCCCCACCCUGGGGCGGGGGGGGGGAGACCAGAGAAGGUGUUGCCGCUCCUCCCAAUCACCCCACCCUUGGGGGCUGGGGGGGGGUCGCGAGGGUAAUUAGGAAGUCGCCACCCUCCAAGGGCACCUCCCGGCCCAAGUCACACAACGGCUCCUUGUGGCUCUGGAGAGGGCUGGCCCGAGUCUGCUCCCAUUUCACACAUGAGGAGAGUGGUUUGGAGAGUCCCACAGCUGGGUCAAGGGUGGAGCCUCUGGGAGGGCCUGCCCGGCACAGGACAUCUUCAGGGGGGAAAUCCCCACCCAGUCAUCAGCAAUGCCCUAGACAGGCGCCCACUUCUCUGUGGCCCAGGGGCACCCAUAAAGGUUCAAAGAUGGCCGGCUCCCACUGGAGCUAGGCCUGCACAGCACAUCCCUCCAGUUGGGGGUUCAGUUUGUUGUGACGUGGACUCUCUGGCAAUCUAGCCAAACCUGGGUUUCCAGGAAGUUAAAAAAAAAUGUAUAAUGGAAGAAAAUACUGGAUUUCAGUUAGUAGUUGGCAGAAUGUUUCUUUUUUGGCCAUCUAAGAUUUUAUUUUCUUUUAUUUUAACCCCCCAUCUUCCAUCUUGGAAUCCAUACUGGGUACUGAUUCCAAGGCAGAAGAGGGGUAAGGGCUAGGCCAUGGGGGUCAGGUGACUUGUCCAAGGUCACCCAGCUGGGACGUGUCUGAGGCUAGAUUUGAACCCAGGACCUCCCGUCUCUAGGACCAUCCAAGAUUUGUAAAGACCCGCCAGUGGCUGAGCUAUGGAAUCCAGCGUGCUGGGCCCGCUAGGAAAACCUCGUCUGCAUUCCCCUUUGGAGCCCUUUCAGCAUCUUUUCCAAGGAGUACACUAGAUUGGUUGAAAGUGAGUCUUGUCAGUCCUCUGCCCAUUCUUGCCCCAUUCGCAGGAGGCAGCGGAUGCUACGCCACUAACCAACGGUGAGCAGGAUAGAAAUGGGCCUAGAAAUCAUAGCAUGGGGGAAACAGAAGGCACAAGGCGAUGGAGAGUGGCUUUGAAAUACCAGAAUUCAUGGGGAAGAGAGCUCGAGAGGCCAGAUUUCAGACCGGCCUAUGGCAGCGAUGGGGUGAGGCAGGCCCGUUCAAAGCCCCGUUGGUGGAGCUGUGUAUUGGCCCAACCUUUCCAGAAAAGAAUGGGUGAUUUCAUGAGGAGUCGAUGGAGUACGUGCCCAGUGCCGGGCGGGUACUCCAAGGAAGACCAAAAAGGACCUCAAAGGAACAUUCUGCGACAGCAAGAGGACCCGGAGAGCGUCUUUCACCUCCACUUUAGCCAAGCCAAUGACCACAAUGGCCCAUAGUCCUAAGGGGCAAGGUGUCUCCUCUCCCUGGGCUGCCAUGGUGGGCCCACCACCUUCCAAGAAACCCGGUGGCUCCCUAUUACCUACAGGAUUGAACAUAAAAUCCUGUCCGGCCUUCAGAACCCUUCAUCAUAACCUCCCUGUCUCUAGCUCCUUCCCAUGUACUGUAAAAAUUAAAAUUAAUGUAUGACGAUUAAAAUAUAUUUUAAUUAUCAAGUCACAACUAUAAAAUGAUCCUUUACAGUACUCUUCCUUCCAUCUGGUGACCCUGGCACUCCUGACUUCAGGCCAUUUCCCCUGGCUGUCCCUCAGACCUACAACACUCUCCCUCCUUAUCUCUGCCUCCUCGCUGUGUCCUUCAAGGCCCACCUUCUACAGGAAGUCUUUCCUGUUCUCCUGUAAUUCUAGUGCCUUCUCUGCAUCUUCUCUCUCAUUUAUCCUGUGCAGAGAUUAGACCAGCAGCUCCGUGAGAACGGGGGCUGUCUUCUGCCUUCCUUGGUACCCUUGGCACGAAGGAGGUGACGAAUGGGUUUUGACUGACCCUUAUGUGUCUUCUGUACACGAAUUUAAUGGAAAACGACCGCACCACAAAAACAAAUGGAUGUAGGAAACUCAGAGGCGUAGGACUCCCAUGUAGUGACAGAGUGAAGAGGAACUCUGAGAACAGCCCUACUUGAGAACUCACAAGGAAGCAGAAUAGCCAACAUUUAUGGAGCACCUACUAGGUACCAGCCACUGUGCCAAGCACUUCACAAUGAUCUCGUAUGGUCCUCACAACAACCCUGGGAGGUGGUUAGUAUCCCCACUUUUCAGAUGAGGAAACUGAGGCAGAAGGUUGACUUGUCCAGGGUCGCACAGAUAACAAGAGUCUGGGGAUGAAUUUGAACUCCAGGCCUGGCAUUUUAUUCACUACAUCAUCUGUCUCUUCUCAAUAGAGAUGUGGAGCCUACAAAGACACCUCCAAUGAGGUUAUGGCGUCACACGGCUUUGCCCAAAUAUAUAUUUCUUUGCUACGAGGAAGGUUUCAGCAGGGCAGGGGAAAUACAAAAACAAGCUAGAAUUAAUUUUACAAUUGUUUUAAGGUAUGUAGAUGUUGACUUACUCUUCUAAAAAGACCUCCACACAUGGAGGGCUGCCCUGAAAAAGAAAGGAGCGAGUUCCCCACCACUGGAAGUGUUCAAUCCGAUGUUGGACAAGCACUCUUUGGAAAUGUUAGAUGACGGAAUUGUGGGAACUGAGUGAACCGCACUGCCUCCAUCUUGUGACUCGAGUUCUGGAAUUGGCUCAAUUCCCCUUCUAUUCAUUAUGGGUCUAGUCCAGUUUCUUCUUGUGAGAAAAUGCAUUCAAUGUGGGAAUUGGAGGAAAAUCCUAUCGCAUUGUUUGAACCUAUCCCUGCGUGGCUGGAAAGCUGGAGCCUCUCUACCUGUUGCCUAGAGACCAGAUUGCUUUAAUGCUUAUGACCUAGGUUAUGCUGACCAGAUCCAAAAACUGAUGCAAGUUUUCUCGCAAUUGUCUGUCUCGAAUAACUCAUGUCUUAUCUGGAAACUGGCCUUGUACUGGUCAACCAGUUACAGUCUCCGGUUCCUUUGAUUGAAUACAGGCACUGGGUGUCUUUUUCUGAUUUCAGGGAAUUGGACCUGUUUGCUCUCUCUCUCCCAACUUCAUAUCUUUCCUCCAAUUAGAAGUCAGAUGACUUAAUCUUGAAUCCUGGUUUAUAUCCCGUCGUUUUCUUUUAGUUCCUUACAAAUUUGUCUCCUUUGUAUUUGGAGUCCAGUGCCAAGCUGAGGAGGCCUGGCCCCAAUUUGUUACGCAAUUGGCACGCCUUGCUUAAUAAAGAGAUGCUUGAAAGCUCCAA